AUGGGGCAGUCUGUGUCCUCUUACAGGUCCGCUCGGCGGAGCCUCCCUGCUAAGACCGCGGGAGACAUCAUCGACUCGAGCUCAGACCUCGUUCAUCCUCCAUCCCCGCUUAGCGGGCUUCCUGUCUUGAAGAAAGCAAAAGGCCAUUACUGGUACCCCUCUGAGGGCACCAGGAUCCUCGAUGCCUGUGGCGGUGCCGGCGUGGCCUGCCUCGGACACGGCCGGCGCGACAUCACCAAGGCUGUCACUGCCCAGAUGCACUCAUUCACGUACGCCUCAUAUGCCCACUUCAACACCAGCCCGGUCCAGGAACUCUCCGACUGGCUCAUCAAGAGCACGGGCGGCAAGAUGCAGAAGGUCUACGUAAUGUGCUCCGGCUCCGAGGCAAUGGAAGCAGCCCUAAAGCUCGCAGUCGAGUACUUUCUCUGGCAAAACCAGCCGGACCGAACCAACUUCAUCGUCCGCGAGGAAUCCUACCACGGUACCACGCUGGGCUCGCUCUCCGCCUCGGGCCACGUCGUCCGCCGCGCGCCCUUCGCACCUCUCCUCAUCCCCGCCCGCUUCCACCGCAUCCCCGCCUGCAACCCCUACCGCCAGCGCCUGGUCUCCGACUCCGAGUUCGAGUCGGACGCCGCCUUCGUCGCGCGCAAGACGGCCGAGCUCGAAGCCGAGUUCGCGCGCCUCGGCCCCGAGACCGUCGCGGCCGUCGUGCUGGAGCCGGUCGUCGGCGCCGCCCUGGGCUGCGUCCCCGCCGUCAAAGGCUACCUAGCCGCCGUGAAGGCGGUGUGCGAGCGGCACGGGGCCCUGUUGAUCCUGGAUGAGGUCAUGUGCGGGAUGGGGCGGACGGGGUUCUUGCAUGCCUGGCAGGGAGAGGCCCGGGAAGGGGACGGCAGCGGGCCGGACGACGUGGUGCCGGAUUUGCAGGCUAUUGCGAAGGGGUUUGCCGGCGGGUAUCAGCCUGCUUCGGCGCUGCUGGUGGGGGGCAAGGUGGCGGGCGUGAUGGAGAGGGAGGGGAAGGUGUUUACCCACGGGCAUACGUACCAGAAUCACCCCGUUGUGGCAGCCGCGGCAUUGGCGGUGCAGAGGGUGGUGGAGAAGGAGGGAUUGUUGAAGAACGUGCGGGUGCAGGGGACCUUAUUGGAGAGGUUGUUAAAGCAGAGGCUGGGGACCCAUCCGAAUGUCGGGGACAUCAGGGGGAAGGGGCUGUUCUGGGGCAUCGAGUUCGUCAAGGAUAAGCUGACCAAGGAGCCGUUUGAUCCGGCCUUGGGGAUUGCGGAGCGGGUGCACAAGACCGCGGUGAGGGAAUUUAGGGUGCUGGUAUACCACGGCCAGGGCUGUGCUGGCGGCGGCAGAGGGGAUCACAUCAUGGUCAUGCCGGCGUAUGAUAUUUCGAGCAAGCUGGUUGCUGAGAUUGUGGAGCGGGUGGCGUCUGCGGUGGAAGAGGUUUUUCGGCAUCUUUGACCAUCUGUGCCGUGGAAUGAUCUUGGGUUGAGGGGCUUACUGGUGCAUGUAUGGGGAGUAAAGUCAUGCCUGAUUUCGUAGUAGAGACAGUGCAAGCGGCAUUCGCGGAG
Thermothielavioides terrestris NRRL 8126 is the source of this 1571-nucleotide messenger RNA. RefSeq lists its product as uncharacterized. The transcript is spliced from 2 exons. The coding region runs from base 1 to 1461 and encodes 486 amino acids. Gene Ontology annotation, molecular function: transaminase activity; pyridoxal phosphate binding. Gene Ontology annotation, cellular component: cytosol. The record is from RefSeq and is a predicted model, not a curated record. NCBI's taxonomy places the organism in Eukaryota, Fungi, Ascomycota, Sordariomycetes, Sordariales, Chaetomiaceae.